Molecule: messenger RNA, 1273 nt
Organism: Populus euphratica (Euphrates poplar)
Lineage: Eukaryota; Viridiplantae; Streptophyta; Magnoliopsida; Malpighiales; Salicaceae
Product: 4-coumarate--CoA ligase-like 5
Exons: 1
Cellular component (GO): peroxisome
Molecular function (GO): CoA-ligase activity
Source: RefSeq, a predicted model, not a curated record
UCUUUCUGCCGAGAGAAUAAAGAACCACAACAGCCAGUAGCUAGAUUUGAGAGAGAUCUUGCUCAAUAAUUUAGCAGCCAUGGCAGACAACAACAACCUCACAAUCGACCCGAGAAGCGGCUUUUGCAAAUCAAACUCUGUUUUCUACAGCAAACGCAAGCCAAUCCCACUCCCACUAACUGACUUCCUAGACGUCACCACCUUCAUCUCCUCCCGUCCUCACCACGGCAAAACAGCCUUCAUCGACGCAGCUACCGGCCGCCACCUCUCCUUCAAAGACCUAUGGAAAGCAGUAGAUUCCGUUUCCACUUGUCUCUACGACAUGGGAAUCCGCAAAGGCCACGUCAUCCUCUUACUUUCUCCGAACUCCAUCUUCUUCCCCAUCGUUUGCCUCUCCGUCAUGUCUUUAGGCGCUGUAAUUACCACCACCAAUCCUCUCAACACUCCUCGUGAAAUCGCUAAACAAAUUGCGAACUCGAAACCUUCACUCGCUUUCACUACUCCUGAACUCCUUGCCAAACUCACCGAGUCAAACUCAAACCUCACCAUCAUCCUCAUAGACGAUGAGAUCACUGAUGCCUCCACUAAAACAAAGGCCAAAAUUGUGACAACAUUAAGUGAAAUGGUAAAAAAAGAACCAAGUGGGAUCCGAGUUAGAGAGCAAGUCAAGCAGGAUGACACAGCGACGCUACUCUACUCUUCAGGCACAACAGGAGAAAGCAAAGGUGUGGUGUCCUCACACAAGAACUUAAUCGCUAUGGUACAAACGAUUGUUGAACGGUUCAGAUUAAACGAAGGAGAUCACAAAUUUAUCUGUACGGUCCCGAUGUUUCACAUCUACGGUUUAGCAGCGUUUGCCACAGGAAUUCUGGCAGCAGGGUCAACGGUCAUCGUUCUCUCAAAAUUCGAAAUGGGGGAGAUGUUAUCGACGAUUGUGAAAUACCGGGCCACUUAUUUACCACUCGUGCCGCCGAUACUAGUAGCGCUGAUCAACGGGGCUGAUCAGAUACGGGAGAGGUAUGAUUUGAGUUCGUUGAAUUUUGUUUUAUCAGGCGGAGCUCCACUGAGUAAGGAAAUGGUUGAAGGGUUUUCGGAGAAGUAUCCAGGGGUUACGAUUUUACAAGGUUAUGGGCUCACUGAAUCGGCGGGGAUUGGUGCUUCGACGGAUACGUUGGAGGAGAGUAGGAGGUAUGGUACGGCAGGGCUAUUGUCGCCGAACACGGAGGCCAAGAUCGUGGACCCGGAGAGCGGUAAAGCUUUGCUGGUGAACCAG